GCUUCCGGUCGAGUGGCGGAUGUGACGUCAUAAAUAAGCUUCGUGUUUACUAAUGGCGGCUACACUGUCCUCUUAUAAAAUAAAGUUACUGUAAAUAGAAAGUAGUUUACUUCAACGAAUUCAACUUCAGUGAAUCAGUGAUGGCGGAUCUUACGGUGACAUCCGGAGGUUCGCUAAACUCAGGAGCGCGUGGGGCUGGAAAUAAAGCUGCCUCAAGCCCAUCAGAGAACUACCACCUUGCAAGACGUCGUACGCUGCAGGUUGUUAUCAGCGCCCUCCUUACAGAGAGUGGUUUUGAGAGUGCAGAGAAGGCAGCAGUGGAGACCCUGACUGAGAUGAUGCAGAGCUAUAUAACUGAAAUUGGUCGCUGUGCUAAAGCAUAUUGUGAACACACAGCCAGAAGCAUUCCAACAUUGUCGGAUACAGUGAUCACACUUAUUGAAAUGGGUUUCAGUGUCGACACAUUGCCUGUUUAUGCGAAAAGGUCACAGAGGAUGGUCAUAACUGCCCCUCCAGUGACAAAUCAGCCUGUGACUCCUAGAGCACUGUCAGCCGGACAGAAACGCACACAUCCACCUCACAUCCCAAGUCACUUCCCAGAGUUUCCUGACCCUCACACCUACAUUAAAACACCUACAUUCAGAGAGCCUGUUUCAGAAUACCAAGUGGUGAGAGAGAAGGCAGCAACUCAGAGGAGAGAUGUAGAGCGAGCGCUCACGCGCUUCAUGGCCAAGACCGGAGCAACUCAAAGCCUCUUCAAAGAUGACAUCACUGCCUUCCCAUUGAUCGCAGCACGACCCACUGCCAUCCCGUAUCUCAGUGCCCUCCUGCCCUCAGAACUGGAACUGCAGACGCUGGAAGAGACGGACUCCUCUGAGCAAGAUGACCAGACAGACAGUGAGAACACAGCGGGCAACAUCAUCAGUGAUGAUCCAGGAGCUGACAAAGAGAACUCCAUGCUCCCUCCCAGUGGUGUUGUUUCCUCCACAAAGGCCAGUGAGGACAACGUGAUUGACAACCCUUACCUCCGCCCAGUUAAGAAACCCAAAGUGAGGAGGAAGAAAUGACCUGAACCGACAGACUUGCAUCCAUCAUCGUGCUUGGUGCUUUCAGCAGCAGAUUGUUCAUCAGAGAGAAGCAGCCCAGCAGCUCCUUUCCCUUAAGUGCUGGGACCAGUAUUGUUGCUGACUUCAGCAAACGGACUGACUUCUGUUAAGGAUAAUGUUCUUCUGCUUUAUCAAUUGUUUGUUUGUUUUCUUUUCAACAAGCACUCACUUUGUCUGAGCUUCAUAGUGUAAUAUACAAAUACAGCAGUCCACUUAUUUUGUAAAUAAAGAGAAACAGGUUUCUUUUUUUUAA
Molecule: messenger RNA, 1359 nt
Organism: Betta splendens (Siamese fighting fish)
Lineage: Eukaryota; Metazoa; Chordata; Actinopteri; Anabantiformes; Osphronemidae
Gene: taf8
Product: TAF8 RNA polymerase II, TATA box binding protein (TBP)-associated factor
Exons: 8
Coding region: 141-1067 (308 amino acids)
Biological process (GO): transcription initiation at RNA polymerase II promoter
Cellular component (GO): transcription factor TFIID complex
Molecular function (GO): protein heterodimerization activity
Source: RefSeq, a predicted model, not a curated record